Messenger RNA from Oryzias melastigma (Indian medaka), 1018 nucleotides. It is a transcript of the gene lamtor4, whose product is annotated as late endosomal/lysosomal adaptor, MAPK and MTOR activator 4. Gene Ontology annotation, cellular component: lysosome; Ragulator complex. The record is from RefSeq and is a predicted model, not a curated record. NCBI's taxonomy places the organism in Eukaryota, Metazoa, Chordata, Actinopteri, Beloniformes, Adrianichthyidae. The transcript has 4 exons. The coding region runs from base 162 to 665 and encodes 167 amino acids. Gene Ontology annotation, biological process: cellular response to amino acid stimulus; positive regulation of TOR signaling. Gene Ontology annotation, molecular function: guanyl-nucleotide exchange factor activity.
GGGAACCAAAACGCUUCGAAAGACCGGAACCACUGAUGUCUUUGAGGGUUUGAAUACAUUACAACACAAAGAUUCCAGCUGCAGAUCUUUGUGGAUCUGAUGGAUUAAUCCAGAAGCUCCUGGAUCGGCUGACCUCUGACCCUGACGGCACGAACGUCAUCAUGUCAGUGGGAGGAGCCUAUGGUGUGGUUCUUUUUUCUAACGUAGUUAAAAGUUUAUUGUUAAAAGCCUUUUUUUGUUCUUUUAACGAGUUUUCAUGUUUUGAAGAGGGGGGGGGGGGACCGGAAGUCCGCAUGAAGGCCUCAAAGGCGCCGCCCAGCAGUCUACGUCAGCAGUCACGUGCAGGAUCAUCUUCAGGAAGAAUGAGCACGGCGGCGCUGACGGCGGGUCUGGACCGGAUCCCGGACCAGCUCGGGUACCUGGUGAUCAGCGAGGACGGAGUUCUGGCGUCUGCAGGUGAGCUGGAGAACGACGAGCACACGGCGGGCGUCAUCAUGCAGAUGGUCCGGACCGCCAACCGCUUCCGGUUACCGGGAGCCGCGGAGGUGCCGUUCAAGCGCAUGUCCGUGGUUCUGGAGGACUUCGUUUUGGCGGUGACGGUUUCCGGUCAGAAGGUGUUUGUGGUCAAACGUCAGCACGCACAUCCGGAGCACGUCAUGGCGUAGAGGACGGUCCCCUUCUGGACCGGGUCUGAACCCACCAGCCCAACUGCUGGUCCUGGUCACAGCCAGCCAACCGAACAGAACCGGAGCGAGCUCUCAGAACAUUUCAGGUUCUGUCCGGUCAUUGCAACAGCCUCAGGUUCUGGACAGAACCCAUUGAAGUUCAGGUUCUGGUUCUCUAACGGAAUCCGAUCAGCUACAGUGGUUCUGGAAGCAGAGGUCCAGACCCAGCAGAAGUUCUGCUCCUUGUUCAUCUCAAAGAAACCAGAUCUUUGGUCACAGUUCAUUGUUUAAAUAAAGUUUUAAUGUUUUCAAAACGAGCAAAAAAGAUUCAAAUAAAAGUCUGAAAACCUGAA